AUGCAACGAGACUAUCUUUGGCAGCAGCUUCCCCCGGCCCCCACCUCCAUUUCUGAGCGCUUGUCCUUUCCUCACAUGGAUCCCAAUCAUUUCCCUUCGAGGCUUCAUGAAAUGCUUUGCGACAUCGACAUGAAUGGCAGAGGGGAAGAGAGAAUCGUUUCAUGGCAGCCUCAUGGUCCUGAUCAAGGAGCUUAUUACCAUCCUGACUUUGCCCGUGACACGCCAGAGAAGGUUACCACUAUCCACCAUACCAACAUCCGAGGAAAGAGGGGCCGCAAGCCCAAGUCCAAGCUCACGGAACCUGACUUUUAUGCAGCCGAAGCCAAGAUUGCAAGCCCUGAAUUGUCGAGUCAGGAAGCGGGCAAACAAUCCAGUGCCCCUGCCCCAAUGGGUUCCUUGUGGUUCGAACAGGUUACUCCCAAGGCCAGCAGCAAGGUGGCUACACUUGCCAACGUUGAAGCUCAGGAGCGGCCUCGAUCUCCCCUUGACGGCAAACUGAGAACAGGCGCCUCCCUGUUCUCAGGAGAGGCCAACAGCAUUCCCAGUCUGCGACCAUCCGGUCAGCCUCUCUUCUCUGGUGGACUGCACCAUGACAGUUUGGCGGCGGCCACUGGCGCCUCCAUUCAGUCCCAAUUGUCAGGGGGCAUCCUUCAGCAGCAGCAGCCACUUCAACCUCUUCCAGCUCCCUCGUUGAGACGUGGACUCUCGGGCACUGGUGCUACAGACGACGUUCACGGUCCUCCUGCUCCUCCUCCUGCCCUGGCAAGGCAAUCCAGUGAUUUCUCCAUUGGAGCAUUUAGCCUUUUUGGAGGCCUUGCUGAAUCGUCUCCCGAAGAACCUACUUUGGAGAGACGAGACAGUUCGGGCCUUGGCGGUUCUUCAAGACCCUUUGCGUCGCCUCAGCCAUCCUCCUUGGCAGCGACUUUGCCAGUGCAGCUUCCCUACUCCGAGCACCGAGAACGGUUAAACGAUCUCCUCCAAAGGAACCAGCAGCAGCAGAGGAGCCUUCAAAUGCAGCAACAGCAAUUGGAACAGCAACGGUUGGAGCUUCAACUCAGGGAGCAGCAGCAGCUGGACGUUGCUGGAAGCAGCUCGGGCUCACGUUCCCUUCCUUUGGAGGAGAUCGUUUAACCGUUCUCGGUGCUCGGAGUAGGGAAGCUGCACUGGCAAAGUCGCUGCCAAGGAGGAUGGCUGAGGCGACGCAAAGGGUCUUGAAGAACCGCCAAGGCCCGAACUGUCUCGUCUCUCCAAAGUAGGUUCUUCGGGAGACGAUUCAGCAAGCCCUCCAAAAAGGCUAAAUGCUCCAAUGGAGAAAUCACU
Seminavis robusta is the source of this 1320-nucleotide messenger RNA. Lineage: Eukaryota; Bacillariophyta; Bacillariophyceae; Naviculales; Naviculaceae. The record is from the annotation of a GenBank genome assembly.